UCGCACGCGUACACCAUCCGCGUUAUUGGCAACCCUAUCACGUUCUGCUGUUUUUCUGUUAUUUAAUUCACGAUUUAGCUUAAGGACUUUAUUCACUACCGUUAAGCACUACAUAAAAUGCUUAAGCAUCUUGCACGUUGGCGGCUGGGCAGUCAACUGGUGAAGGGAAGUGCAACACCAGUAAGACAAGCAUCCAAAUCAAAUAGCGAUGGAAACUUAUUAGCCGGCUCGGAGGAAUCCGAAAAGAAAUUUGUUAAUCCGUUUUCCCAGCCUUCACCAGUGUUUAGUAAUGAUACGAUAUCGGAAACGAAAGAGAACCGGGAUAAGCGUCUAAAGGUCCUGCAGCUGGAGGCGGACAUUGCUCAUCAAGAGGGACGCCGUGUGCCGGCAAUUGAAUUCUUUCAGGAUCACCAUUGGGAGCACGUGCUGACCCUGCCCACGAAAUCGGCUCGGAUUAAGUACUUUGCCUACCUCUGGCAGAUCGCGAUGAAGAAAGAGUCGGAACAGCGUAAAAAGGCUCUGCGAGCGGAGGGCGCCGAACGGCGAAUAGAAGAAAUGCGGAAGGAGCGCGAGGAGAACACACACAUCAUAUACGGCCUGGGUCAUACGUCUCUGUUCCUGCGUAUCUAUGACACCACAAUUAAUCACUGGCAGAACAACCGGCUUACACGUGCCAUGCAGUUCGCUCCCAAGAUUGUGUUAGAUUGCUCCUACGAUGAGCAUAUGAACAACCGGGAGGCUUCCUAUGCAGCCAAACAGCUUAUGCUGUGCUUCGCAGAGAAUCGUCUAAAUGACGAACCCUUUGACCUCCACUACUGCAACGCCCAGAUGGACAGUAGAACCAUGCAGAGCCUCCAGCGCUACAUCCCUACAAUGCUGAACCCAGAGUUCCCGAUGAAUGUCCAUCCCCAGUGCUUUACGGAGCUGUUUCCCAAGAAAAAUCUGGUUUACUUAACGCCCCACUGCCGGGAGGAUCUCGUAACAUAUAAUCCAGAUGACAUCUACGUAGUGGGUGCCAUGGUAGACACCAUGAACAAUGAACCUUUGUCGCUGGCCAAAGCUAAGCGAUUGGGUCUGCGAAUGGCGAAACUUCCCCUGGAUCGCUACUUGCAGUGGGGAUCCGGUUCGGGAAAAUCACUAACUCUCAACCAAAUGAUUAACAUAAUGUUGGACCUGAAGAAAACUGGUGAUUGGAAUGCGGCCCUGAAGCAUGUACCACGGCGAAAGGUUGUCGAAAAUGAAUUUCAGCACCGCAGGGAGAAAGAUCGGUGGGGUACCGGCACGCGGGCGAACAAGCUUAAUAUGCGAAUUGAUCAUCUGUUGGACUAUGAGGACAAUCGUCGAAAGGCUACUUCAUUUGCAACACCCCAAAAAAUAAGACAGCGGAGGGAGGGCAUGGAGUUUAAACUGGACACUUGGGCCACGGGGAAACAAAAGAAGAAGCUUAAACAAAAUUAAAGUUACCUGUUGUAUUCACUAAA
Messenger RNA from Drosophila eugracilis, 1481 nucleotides. It is a transcript of the gene rswl, whose product is annotated as mitochondrial ribonuclease P protein 1 homolog. The transcript has a single exon. Gene Ontology annotation, cellular component: mitochondrion; nucleoplasm; nucleus. NCBI's taxonomy places the organism in Eukaryota, Metazoa, Arthropoda, Insecta, Diptera, Drosophilidae. Bases 118 to 1458 code for a protein of 446 amino acids. The record is from RefSeq and is a predicted model, not a curated record. Gene Ontology annotation, biological process: positive regulation of mitochondrial translation; mitochondrial tRNA 5'-end processing. Gene Ontology annotation, molecular function: tRNA binding.